GAAGAAAUCGAAAGUAUAAAAUCUAUCGAUAAUAAUGCCGACAAACCGUAUUAAAAUAGCUCCACUACUGGUACACGACAAACAGCUGAUUACUUGCCAUUGUGAAUUCUUGCAUUUACCUUCUUCAUUGUUUACAAAAAAUCUGCGGAAAAUAGGUAGCCACCAAAAUUUUCAAUAAUACAGUAUUUUUUACAUAAAUAUGAGGCCAAGAGAUAAUGAAGAGUCUUCAAGUGACUCCGAUGAUGGAAACGAUGAACAAAUGCGUCAAUUCCUGGAAGCAGCGGAUACCACAUUGCUUACGAACACAAUGUAUCAAAUGCCCUUAGUGGAGCAUAGCGUCGAAGAAAAUAUAACUGAAAGUCUGGAAAAAGUGGAAGAAAUCGUAAUAGAGAGAAAAGAACAAAAAUCUAAUCGCUAUUUAUUGGAGGAAAGUGCUAAAGAUACUGCCGAAUUUAUAGCAACCGAUGCAGUAAAAAAGCACGUCGCAAAAAAACUUUCCGAAAUAAUUGCGCGAAAUGUGGAGUUUUUCAAUGUUGACACGCCGACAAAAUUUCAAAAGCCGGGAAAGAGUCGUAUAACAUUAAUUGCAGGUGCAGAUUGUUAUGUCAAAUCAUAUGAAGAAUUUGAAUAUGAGACGGAAGGGCCCACGAAGCGGCCUGUUAUUAAAAGAAGAAAGAUUGAUGCAGAAGAAACUGAAACUCCACAAGAACUUAUUGCAUCAGCCGCUGUAAGUGUUGAGGACGUUACCAGUGGAAGGCUAACAGCAGGUUGGCAGCCAAGGAAAGAGCGAAAAGACAAAGUUUUUUACUACAAAUCCGAUUCCGUUGGCACUUUACACUCCAAACCUGCUGAUAAUGAGUUUACCAAACAACGCAAAAAAAAUCAGUGGAAUGAAUCUAAAAUAAAGUUAAAAAGAAAAACUACUACGAGUUGA
This is a messenger RNA of Ceratitis capitata (Mediterranean fruit fly), 934 nucleotides long. RefSeq lists its product as hypothetical. The record is from RefSeq and is a predicted model, not a curated record. The transcript is spliced from 2 exons. Lineage: Eukaryota; Metazoa; Arthropoda; Insecta; Diptera; Tephritidae. The coding region runs from base 200 to 934 and encodes 244 amino acids.